AUGCCCGUCGCAGGCGGCGGUGCUGGUCGCCAUGACCGUGGCCCCAAGUCGGAUACCAACGCCGACACUGAUUACGGAACAGUCUCUGGCGGCACGCAGCUGCCGCUCUUGCGUGAGCGCAGUCGCCGCCGCUUGGUCUGUGAUGGCGAAGAAGAAGUGAGGAAAGUUGCAUCGUUCAAGUUCGUGACGAUAACACCGUUCCUGGACGUGAAACCGGUGCGCUCCACGGAAAGCGACACCAUCACCCCUAGUCUGGCAUCGACUCAGCACCGCGCCGUGACGGUGCUCCCUGGUAGCUUCGAUACUAAUAUCAUGGAUCAAAUAAGGAGGAAAUUUGGUGGUGUCAUGUUUCCGCGACAAAAUAAUGAUAAGUUGCAGCACUGCACCGUGCGGAAUUCCGCGCCUCCGCAGGAAAUCACGCUGGCGGUUGGGGACGGAUCAGGAAAACCAUCCUUGCUCCACACACCAUUAAUAGCUCCAGGAAGAACCACGGAAACGGAUGGCAACUACCAGGCGACACCCUGGAUUCUGCAAGAGGUGCCUGGCGGCGUCUUGCGGUGUCAGCGGGAGGGAAUACCGUCGUACCAACGACUUGAAACGCUGUGCGGUGAGACUAUUAUGUUUACUUUACCAUGUGAUAUGGUGGGCACACAUCACUUGAUGACUGCCUUGACCGAUCUCUUUGGACCCUUUGCCGUCCGAGUCCCCGGUGAUUCCCUCUACGGCAACACCAGUGGUGGUGAUAAGGUGCAUGCUGGCGCUGAGACUUUUGUUGAUGACGAUGCUCAAAGAAUUCGACAGUUGAUUUCUGAUGUAACAUUUUAUAUAUUAACAUUCUCAGACGCGGUGCUGACGCGUGCCGAGGGAGCGCUAUCGCUGGACGAACAACUCAUGGGACGCCCGCCACCGAUGGUGUCUAGUCUCACUGAACUUGUUGCGUUGUUUCAGAAGGAGAUGUAUCAGCGCUACGGUGUCCAUGUUGCUCCGUGGCAAAUCAUCCCAUACAGUGGCACGAUGAGUCAUGCCACGCGAGACGCACUCACUGCUAUUUUUGAGGCCCGACUGGCGCGACAGGGCUUAGUGGACACGGAGGACAUUGUGCUGUCUAUGUCUUCUGCGGAUACGCAGCUCUUUCCGCUCAAUACCUCGUGUACAUCGCUUCUACUGCCACAGUCGACGACAUGCAGCAGUGGGUCUUGCAUUCACACGGCAAUCAACACCUAUUGCAGUGUGGUGUAUGGUCAACAUUUUAACACGCAGAAACACACUAUUUCAGCGGAGCAGUUGGAGGACAUUGUGUGGCACUAUGCCUUGAAUACCACAUGGGAAGAGUCGGGCGCAUGUCAGCUUCUCCACACCGUGAAAUGCUUUGAGGGGAGUGCGGUGCAACACUAUUUGUCCUUCGCUGCCCUCUGUAUUGCGAUGUGGUGCCGGCAAAUGCGGAUGAUGCUUCCACAGAUGCGCAAAAUCCUGCGUGGGCAAAAAAAAAGACUUCGCGGUGAACUGAGGGUUAAGAGGGAACAAAGGAACGCGAUGAUGUCGGCGCUGAAGCAACUGAAAGAAGAAGCAAUUCCGCGCGUCAUGUCACAAAGUAUCCAAUUUCAACUGCAAGAAAGGUUCGAGGGGCUCACUGUUAUGUUUUGGUGGAGUUUGAUUGACUUGCUGAAUGAAGAAAAUAAAUGCAUUUACAAAGGCCAGCAGAAUGUAAAACGGUUUCCACCAUUCUCGACAUGCCACGUGGCACCAUUAUUGUCGUCGUCACAAUCCGUGCAGGCGAGAGAGCGCCUAGGGCAGCAAUACCGUAUUUUCAUGGAGUUCUACGUUGUGCAGAACUAUCAGAGGCAAAUGUCUCAACUGCGGCGCAUCAUCGCGGAGGAGAAGCGGAAGGCUGACGGCUCCUCCACACGCCUAGGGGUGAGUACAAGGAGCGAAGUGCUGACCCCGUCGUCUUCUGCCUCGGUGCCGUCGACGUUCAGUCUUGAGGAGGCCACCAGACACCACAUACCCUUCGUUGCGCAGCAUGCCUUGGAGCUCAAGGCGACGAUGGAGAAGGAAUUGACGCUGCAGCUCGCCCGUUUCAAUACGGAGGUGAUCAAUUACUUUAUGGCAGAGCUGGCUGUCGCAAUGCUUGACAUUGUGACGUUGUGCGAGCAGCAACGGAAGGAGGCAAAGAAAAAAAUGAUGGGCGUGGUGCGUUCUAUAGACUAUCUCAAUGGGUAUGAGUUGGCGGAGCGGAAGAUGCUGCGCUCAACGCUGCGCGAAUUCUCUCGCCUCGGCCUCGCCCAUCUGCCGCCGCCACGUCGAUUAGAAUCGUUUGUUACAGGGCUGCGUAGCGCACUGUGUGAGGACCAGAUUCUACUGAUUGUAAAGCACUUGGAGGAGGAUGAAGAGAGACAGCAGGCAAUGUGUGCUCCACGUACAACUGCUUAUCUCGCCAAGGCGGAGCGCGAGAAUCACGACCGACUUCUUCGGCCUACGGAGGUUGUUCACCCACUGAAUGCGCGCCUGCUGCAGCAGAUGCGGCUGCAUGAAGGUCUUUUCUGGGCGCCGGUUGAAAUUGAGGAUGUGACUCCAUUGCCGGAGAAAUGGAUGCGCAAAUCAACUAGUGUCGGAAUGGAGGAAGGAAACUCUAAAGCUGCUGCCCCGUUAAGAGGGCUAACAGGAUGUGCGGACGAUCUACCACAACGACAGUGGUGUUGGGAUCUGGACGACGACGAGGCGCCGACCAACCCUCUCUGGUUUAUCCUCAGAGUGUGGCAAGAGGUGCUCUCCGUCAUGUCGUUUCGCCCAUGGGUGGUGCUACACAGUGUGCGGUACGCUACUCUUCUGAACAACAUUUGUCUUAUCUUCCUCAAGGGACAUGCACGCCUCGACAAGGUGCUGAAUGAUGACACUCGCGACCUCGAGUCGGCGCUGUGUAGGGCGCGCAAAGAGGCGUACCGCCUGGAGGUUGACGUGCCUGACGCACUCCAGCGUCUCAGCAGCACCGCCGCCACCGUAGCGCACGACCUGAAGAGUGCUGAUGGGGAGAACAUUAUGGGAGCCGGGAUGUAUAGUACGAAGACUGAUAUAUAA
Molecule: messenger RNA, 3075 nt
Organism: Trypanosoma grayi
Lineage: Eukaryota; Euglenozoa; Kinetoplastea; Trypanosomatida; Trypanosomatidae
Exons: 1
Coding region: 1-3075 (1024 amino acids)
Source: RefSeq, a predicted model, not a curated record